GACUGAACAGAAUCCAGCCUCUCUCCAUUGCCGUUGCUGGCUGUGCCGUCCCUUUACGCGGAGAGCAUUACGCAUCAGUGGACUAUAGAGCAAGGAUCCCGCACCUAAAAAGUAUUUUAGGAAACCCGUGUCACUCAUCCUUUUCCGGACUGCUUUGGACCUAAAGGCAUUCAGCGUUUUCUGAGAAGUCUGGACAACUACUUCUUCCCCCGUUUUUUUUUUACCCUUGGAUCUAUAGCUCCCGAAAAGCGCGCCCCUGUGCUUUAAAAUGCAAGUCGGACGCAAAUCGUGUUGGAGGCAAUUGCAGGCUUCUUUUUUCAGACUGCUAUGUCUUAUCCCCACAGGAUUCCCCGUCCGGAGCGUGGAUAUGCAGCGGGCCACCGACAACAUCACCAUCCGCCAGGGCGACACAGCGAUUAUAAGGUGUUAUGUUGAUGACAAAGUGUCUAAGGUGGCCUGGCUCAAUCGAUCCAACAUCAUCUUUGCUGGCCAGGACAAGUGGUCCUUGGACCCCAGAGUAGAUCUGGUCACUAAAGGACAGCUGGAGUACAGCCUGCGCAUACAAAAGGUCGACGUGUAUGACGAGGGGUCGUACACCUGUUCCAUUCAGACUAAGCAGCAGCCCAAGACCUCACAGGUCUACCUCAUUGUACAAGUACCAGCCAACAUCUACAAGGUGUCAGAAGACAUCACAGUGAAUGAGGGCAGUAAUGUGACACUCAGUUGUUUGGCCACUGGCAGGCCGGACCCUGCAAUCACCUGGCGACUGCUCAACCCCUCAGCAGAGCCGUUGGAUGGAGAAGAGUACCUAGACAUUAUAGGUAUCAUGCGAAACCAAGCGGGUCGUUAUGAAUGCAAGGCCAGCAACGACGUCGCCACGCCUGAUGUCAAAUAUGUCAACGUGGUUGUCAACUAUCCUCCAACAAUAAAGAAAACCCAGAGCUCAGAGACUCAAGUGGGCCGCAUGGGGACAUUGCAGUGUGAUGCCACCGCUGUGCCCACACCUGAGUUUGAAUGGUACAGAGAUGAAAAAAGGCUGUCCAAUGCCCAGGGCAUCAAUAUCCAAAUUCUUGGCACUACCACUAUUCUCAUGAUUGCCAAUGUCACCGAAGAGGAUUAUGGGAACUAUACCUGUGUGGCCUCGAACCGACUGGGUGUCCAGAAUGCCAGUCUUUUCCUCUAUAGACCCGGGACAGGUCGAGAUAUCAACGGCUCCGCCUGUGUAUCUCAAUCACUGUGGCUCCUGCUGGCCUGCUUCGCCUGCCUUUUCUUCAAGUGUUAAUACCGCUGUCUUCCUCUUCCUUCUCCUCCCUACCGGCGCUCCCUCCUUCUCCUCCUCCUCCUCCUCCUCCUUCUCUCCAGCUCACCGACAUCCUUAUUGCUACCUUGUUACCAACUUUACUGCCCCCACCCCAGACUGUUUGCAUCAUGAUACGAAAACCUUAUGUGCUCUCGAGCACUGCUUACAGAUAUUACGAAAAAGCGAUGGGUUAUGAGUAAAAUGAAAAACAUAAAACAGUGAAAUGAAGGACAAAACAAGCAAACAGUGCUCUUUUAAAGAAUUGCAUUGUUCUUAUAAAUUCGUAUGCACUUCUUUGUUUCUGCUAUAUCUUGUCUUCAGGGUCUGGAUCUGGUUUGGGAUUUGUUGUAUUUUUGUCCUCAUGAGAAUGAAAGCAGAGGCUCCCCGCUCACAGGGAUGCCAACAAUCAUUCGUAUCUAGAAGUACAGAGGACAUAAGGUGUAUUACUUCGUACUCCAAUAGAUGCAUUAUGUUAACUUCAAUUGUAGAUUUAACCAAGUGUUUAACCAGUGCAUUAAUGAGCAACAUGCAAAGUAUCUGCCAAAUAUCCAUAUGUAGAUUUGAAACUAACACACAAAGAAAUCAAAGGGAAAAUACUGCAGCUGAUUCUGUAAUAAGAUUAGAGCUUGAUAUUAAAGUCUGUAAUGCCAUAAUCUGAUGCUACUACUCUGAAACAAAGAUACAGAGCAUUAGCCGGAAAUCUCUCCAGUCAUUGACAUUGUUUCUAGAUGCAGCAGUCACUUGGGUUGUUGCCGUCCAGCCCAGAAAUCGGGGAUGCAGUGAAUAAAAUCGACAUGUUCCUGCUGAGCUAAACCAUGCGGAGUGCAAACCUGAAGAAAUUAGUUUAUCUGGGGUAUGGAUAUCUACAUCUUCAUUCAGUGGCUUUGCAACCACUCGCCUUUAUUCCAAAAUAAUUCUUCUUUUCUUUUGCAGCAGUAAAAGAAACACAGUAGGUUGUAAUGAUGCGUACUGUACAUAGUAAAAUUUUGUAUUUCUCUAUGAUAAGACAACUUGUCGUGCCACUGUAACAACAGGAAACAGAGAAAAUUGUUGCAGUGUAUGUUGCUUGUUUGACAACCAACCAACCAUACAGUGCAGUUUGUCUCUGCUCCACAGCAGGCUGCGCCGCAUUUAGCUACAUAUACUGUACCACAUACAGUGUUUGCUUUUAGUUAAUAAGUUUUAGGAUCAUUCUUCUAUACUGCUGGAAUUUGGAUAAAAAUGUAUGACACCAAUGAAUGACUUACUUUUUAGUUUCUCUCUUUCAAAGAAGUAUGUGUGUUUUAAUAUGAAAUGAUACAGAAGAAUUCAUAAUAUAUUGAUAUUGAGGGGGUUUUUUUCUGUCUUUACCUCAUUCAUUUUAGUUGUGUGUAUAUAUAUACUUGAAUCCAAUGUCCUUAUACUUUAUAGAAAGGCAAAUUCCGUGUGUCCAUAUGUCUGAAUGGGGUAGCAAUUUGUUGAGAAUGACGUCGUAGCAACCCUGCUCUAUCAUGUGAACCGAAGCCCAUUAGAUAACAAUGUUUUUAAAAAAAGGUCUAGCAAAAAAAAGAAGAUAGUUUUGUGCAGUUAUUAUUGUACCUAUCUUUGAGAGUACUGACUUACAUGAUGUUAUAGAGAAUGGAAUAUUAUAUUUAGACUGUAAUGCUCUUCUGUACACCUGGAAUUCAAAGAGAGCAGCAAACAAAUGAAUACUGAAUGUUUAUUGCCGCUAAAGACCAUCAAGGCCACUGUGCUGAUGGGCCUUUUCAACAAAAUGAUACCUUUAUGAUACUAAAGCAAAUUUUCUCAUCACACCUCACCAAAAGAUUACUGAAUUUAUUUCCUUAUGAACAAAGUGGUUAAAUGAAUACUACAUGUCAAUAUUUAGUAAAACACACAAGAAGAAGAUCUUUCAAACAGUGCAAAUCUUUCAGGAAACAGCUCAGAGAUGAACUGCUGAAAUCGGUGCACUAUUAGCUGCCUUUUUUUGCCAUUUAUUUUGACCUACUGUAAGGUGACUAAUCGCGUAUGGACUCCAGCUCAGCUCCUCGACUGGAUGUGUGUUCACGUCUCUGCUCUUCUAACAACCAAGCUGAGAUAGUACUAGUACUGUAAAACACACAGUGUAAUUAAUGUCAUCCUUGUCAUGCAUUAAAGAAAUUGUUCCCAGUGUUUUCAUCGUAAAUGCUUCUGAGGCCGUGGCUGUGUGACUUUGUAGUGUUGGUGAUGCCAUCUGAUCCAGUCUAAUUUUCACGUGGUACAGCUGUGUAGAGAAUGAGUUUUAAAGCUGAAGCAUCUAAACAGUUAAAACAACAUUUGUCUUGUCUCUAUCAGUCACAACAUAAACAAUAUCUUACAGUCAGAGUUCUCAGUCUAGGAAGUGAUAAGAAAGCUGCUCGUAUUUAUGCUUUCAUCAUCUUAACCGGCUUUUUAAAAUUUAUUUCCUACGACUCUGGUGGAUCCACUUUAUCGUGGAUGAACUUGACUCCUGGUGUUUUUCUACUGCACUGGUAUUUCUGUAGACUCUUUUACCGCUUUUUAGCCUCUGGCUUGCCCAUACUUGAGGAUGCUUGUUUAUCAGCAACAGUUAUCUUCUUACUGUCGUAAGUGAAUGAUCUGGAAGCUGUGGUGGAAUAGCUCUUCAUGAUCGGUUUGCAUGAGAGUGAUCUGUGCUACAUGUCUAUUUCAGUAAGUCCGUCUGUCUCGCAUAAAAGAAAACCUCAGGGCAGAGCAAAGCUGGCCUUGGGUAGACUCUCAAACUAACUAAAAUGUGUUUAAAAUUUAAAAUGUGUGUUUUUCUUUUCUUUUCUUUUUGCUGGAGGAGACCCUGACAGACCAGAACAAGGUCAAAUACCUCCAAAUUUUAACCUGCUUGGAAUGCAUGAUUCACUGCAUCCAGGCAAACAGCGUGAGGGAUCUUAUUUUAAAGGAUGCUACAAUAAAUUGCCUGUCAUUGUCUAAACUUUGUAACGUUUGGGUGAUUUUCACAUAAACCUCACCAAUGUGGAUGUCCAAGUGUGUCCAUGCAGGUUAAAACCAGCCAAUAAGCACUGAGUGAUACUAAGACCACUUACGUAAAAGCCAUCAAGCUCUGUCUUAACCUUGAAGCAGAAAGGAAUAAAGAAUGCUGUCCUUCCAUUGCUCAUACUGUAGAGACCAAGAGCCAGCCUAAGGACAGAGCACCAACCCCCUGUAGACAGACCUGGAUAUCUACUGAAGACUGUAGACACAGUUAUCUAGUUUACGAUUGAUCAUUGCCUAAAAACAUCUCCAUCGCUUCACUGUUGGCUUUUGUAUGUGCGCGUGUGUACUCUGAUGAUUCUGAUUCUGUUCAUUAUUAUUAACCUGAGAAGUUAACGUGAGGCAUGAGAUACAUGAGGAGUUGGCCAAACAGCUAACUUUCUACUUUCUGUUGAUGGGUGGUAACCCUCUAUUUAGAGAUUCUUUUUUUCUCUCACUCUCUUUUCCUCCUCUGUGUGUAUAUAAAGUAUGAUGUUUCUACAGUAGAAUGUUGUAAAGUCAGCAAAUCCAUAAGAUCGUGUUUAUACAAUUCAACGUUUAAAACUUAAAAACAAGCAAAUGUAACUAUCAAGUUUGUAUGUCCCUGGAAGGGGAAUUAAGAUUCAAUCAUGGAUUAUGACACAGCAAUGUCCCGUUUUUUUUUUUUUUUUUUACUUUACUUUAUUAUGGCAUAAGGUGAUUGCAGUCAGUUUCUAAAAAAAAGAUAUGUAAUAAAGGUAUAUGAGAAAAUGUUCAUAACACAAAAUAAAGUUGUUUGAAUUCAAUGUUCCGUAUUUGAAUGUGACUUGAGAUGUCGGGGAGCUUAACCUUUUUUUUGGGAGAUAGCUUGGAACACACGGAAUCUCACUGGUACUGUUGUGUUUAUCACCAUGUAAC
Molecule: messenger RNA, 5176 nt
Organism: Micropterus salmoides (largemouth bass)
Lineage: Eukaryota; Metazoa; Chordata; Actinopteri; Centrarchiformes; Centrarchidae
Product: limbic system associated membrane protein
Exons: 8
Coding region: 269-1282 (337 amino acids)
Cellular component (GO): neuron projection
Source: RefSeq, a predicted model, not a curated record